Messenger RNA from Magallana angulata, 4359 nucleotides. Its product is annotated as cytoplasmic FMR1-interacting protein-like. Gene Ontology annotation, biological process: regulation of translation; regulation of actin filament polymerization; cell morphogenesis. The record is from RefSeq and is a predicted model, not a curated record. Lineage: Eukaryota; Metazoa; Mollusca; Bivalvia; Ostreida; Ostreidae. Bases 129 to 3929 code for a protein of 1266 amino acids. Gene Ontology annotation, cellular component: neuron projection; synapse; SCAR complex. Gene Ontology annotation, molecular function: RNA 7-methylguanosine cap binding; small GTPase binding. The transcript has 29 exons.
AAUUACAUAGUCAAGAUGCGCCCUCUAUCGACUCAUAAAUGUCACUUCCGCAAACAAUAAUGGGCAGGGUACGAGAUAGGAAAUACAGACCUACUUAAUGAUUUGAUCCGUAAUUGAAGGUUUUAAGAAUGGGGGAUCACGGAAUAGGUGAGAAGAUCACGCUGACGGAUGCUCUUCAGAAUGUUGACGUCUUGGAUGAGCUUCCCCUCCCUGAUCAGCAGCCAUGCAUCGAGGGAAUGUCCCUCUCCAUACAGUACCAGGCCAACUUCGACACAAACUUUGAAGACCGAAGUGCAUAUGUGACAGGAGUGGCAAAAUACAUAGAAGAGGCAACUGUCCAUGCAGACCUCAACAAGUUGCUGGAGGAGGGACAGGAGUAUGCUGCUAUGCUGUACACAUGGAGGUGCUGUUCUAGAGCCCUGCCACAGGUUAAAAGUAAUGAGCAGCCGAACCGGGUGGAGAUUUACAACAAGAUUGUAGAGGUUCUAGACCCACAAGUCUCAAAGUUAAUGGACCUCAUGUAUUUCACAAAAAGAGCAAUAGAAAGAUUUGGAAAUGAAGUGAAAAGGCUUUGUCACAGGGAAAAAAGAAAUGAUUUUGUCUCUGAAGCUUAUCUGCUAACAUUAGGGAAAUUCAUCAACACAUUUGCUGAGUUGGAUGAACUUAAAAACAUGAAAGCUAGUGUCAAGAAUGAUUAUUCAGCAUAUAGAAGAGCCGCCCAGUUUUUAAAAGUAAUGGCAGACCCCCAGUCUCUUCAAGAAUCUCAGAAUCUCUCUAUGUUUCUGGCUACCCAGAACAAAAUCCGUGAUAUGCUGAAGGAGAGUCUAGAAAUCACACCGGGGUACGAGGAACUCCUGGCUGAUGUUGUGAACAUCUCCGUACAUAUGUACGAAAAUAGGCUCUUCUUGGAACCCUCCGAAAAACACAUGCUGGUUAAGGUCAUGGCCUUUGGAUUAUUCCUGAUGGACAAUAAAGAAAACAGUAUUUACAAAAUGGAUGGCAAAAAGAGAGUGAAUUUGACUAAAAUAGAUAGAAUAUUAAAGCAACUAGAAGUUGUCCCCCUUUAUGGAGACAUGCAGAUCAAACCUUACCAUUACAUUCAGAAGAGCUUGAACUUUGACCCCUCCAGAUGGACAUUUUGUGAGUCCAGCCAACUUAGCCCCCAGUCUAAUCUGUUGGCAAAUCUUGAGGCCAUAAGAGAGGACCAUAUGGCAUACAUCAGCCAGUUGGCAAGACAUAGCAAUGAGGCCAUCACGACUACGCGUGAGUGCCCGCGGACCGACGGUGAGAACAAGGAGCUGAGUGACCUGGCCCUGCGGGGACUUCAUCUGAUGUCGGCCUGGACCCAGCAGGUCAUGGAACUGUACUCGUGGAAAUUGCUGCAUCCCACUGACACCCACCAGAAUCCAGAAUGUCCACAAGAUGCCGAGGAGUAUGAAAGAUCCACCCGAUACAACUACAGCAGUGACGAAAAAUUUGCCAUUGUUGAAGUAAUAGCCAUGAUUAAGGGGCUACAACUCUUGAUGGCCAGAAUGGAAUCAGUAUUUCUGGACGCCAUUAGGAGACAUAUUUAUGCAGCCUUACAAGACUUCGUUCAACUUGGUUUAAGAGAUCCACUCAGGAAAGCCAUUAGAAAGAAAAAUGAUGUCAUCAAAGUAUUGAUUCUCUCAGUGCGAGACACCUGUGUUGAUUGGAUGAGAGGAGUAGAGCCCCAUGAUGACCCUGCCAUGAAGGGUAAAAAAGAUCCAGAUGAGGGAUUCACCAUCAAAGUCCCACGCAGAAAUGUUGGUCCUUCAACUACACAGCUGUAUAUGGUGAGAACCAUGCUGGAGUCCCUGAUUGCAGACAAGAGUGGGGGUAGCGGCAAGAAGACCCUGAGGAAGGACAUAGAUGGACAGCAUUUGAUGGCCAUUGACCAGUUUCAUAAGGACUCGUUCUACUGGAACUACCUCCUCAACUUCAAUGAUUCGCUGCACAGAUGUUGUGACCUAUCUCAGCUUUGGUACAGAGAAUUCUUCUUGGAAAUGACCAUGGGAAAAAGAAUACAGUUUCCCAUUGAAAUGUCCAUGCCCUGGAUUCUCACAGACCAUGUUCUAGAAACAAAAGAUGCUUCCAUGAUGGAAUACAUCCUUUAUCCCUUGGAUCUGUACAAUGACAGCGGCCACUAUGCAUUGACCAAAUUUCAUAAACAGUUCCUCUACGAUGAGGUGGAAGCAGAGGUGAACCUCUGCUUUGAUCAGUUUGUUUACAAACUCAGUGAUCAAAUCUUUGCUUACUACAAACACUUAGCUGGAAGUAUUAUGCUUGACAAACGAUUUCGAGCUGAAUGUGCCAGCUUUGGAACAAAAAUCCUCUAUCCAGUUGCCAAUAGAUACCAGACUCUUUUGAAACAGAGGCACGUUCAGAUUUUGGGUCGUUCCAUAGAUCUGAAUCGUCUGAUUGGACAGAGGGUCAACGCCUCCCUACAAAAGGCUCUAGAUGUUGCUAUAUCCAGAUUUGAAGGGGGAGAGUUGACAGGCAUUGUUGAGCUGGAAGGUUUGGUAGAGUGUAACCGGCUGGCCCACAAACUGAUGAACAAGUUCAUCUCACUGAACGAUUUUGAUGCCAUGAUGAGGGAGGCCAACCACAACGUCUCGGCGCCCUAUGGCCGAAUCACCCUCCAUGUGUUCUGGGAGGUCAACUACGACUUCCUGCCCAACUACUGCUACAAUGCUGCCACCAACAGAUUUGUCAAGACGGUUUUGCCAUUCGCCCCAGCUAGUCAGAGAGAGAAACAACCCAAUCCAUCUUACUCUUAUAUUUGGGGCACCAAGGCCUUGACCACAUCAUUCAGUGCAAUAUAUGGGCUCUACCACAGCUUUGUUGGAGUCCCUCACUUCAGAUCCAUGUGUCGUCUGCUUGGAUAUCAGGGAAUAGCAGUUGUCAUAGAGGAGCUGCUCAAAAUUGUUCAAGCUUUGUUGAAAGGAACUCUAAUGGACUAUGUGAAGACAUUGAUGACUGUGAUGCCCAAUGUGUGUCGUCUUCUCAGAUACGAUUAUGGUUCCCCAGGUGUUAUGGGCUACUAUCAGGCUCAGCUUGCUGAACUGAUUCAGUACCCUGAUUUGAGGACAGAGGUCUUCCAAAGCUUCAGAGAAGUAGGAAAUGCCAUCCUUUUCUGUAUGUUGGUGGAACAAGCACUGACCCAGGAGGAGGUGUGUGACUUGAAACACGCGGCGCCGUUCCAGAACAUCAUCCCCAAGCCCUUCAUACCAAUAAAAGAGGGCGAUAACCGGAAGGAGAAAGAACAGGAACUGAAGACGUUGAUGAAGAGGCUGGAGGCCAAGUACGCCGCACUCCAAGUGGUCCCCGUCAUCAGCAAGCUCGGCAGUCCACAGCAAGCAGACAUAGCUGCCGAGGGUGACCUACUUACCAGGGAGAGGCUGUGCUGCGGCCUGUCCAUGUUUGAGAUUGUGCUGAGCCGGAUCAAGACGUUCGUGGAGGACCCGAUCUGGCAGGGCCAGCCUCCCGGCAAUGGCGUCAUGAAUAUUGACGAAUGCUCUGAGUUCCAUCGUCUGUGGAGCGCGAUUCAGUUUGUGUUCUGUAUGCCGGUCAGGGAAAACGAGUAUUCCAUCGAAGAGCUGUAUGGGGAAGGACUGAACUGGGCAGGUUGCGCUCUCAUUGUCCUGUUGUCACAGCAACGGAGGUUUGAGGCGUUGGAUUUCUGUUACCACGUUCUCAAGGUCAACAGGGUGGAUAUGAAGGACGAAAAUGUCAAAGGCAUUCAAUUAAAGAAGAUGGUGGAUCGUAUAAGAAAGUUUCAGAUUCUGAACAAUCAAAUCUUCGCAGUUUUGAACAAAUACUUAAAAACAAGUGACUCUGACAGUAUCCCAGUGGAACACGUGCGCUGCUUCCAGCCGCCCAUACACCAGUCGCUAGCAACAACCAUAUAAUGGCAACAUCGGGAUUUAUAUCAACCGCAAUUAACCACUGAAAUAAGAUACUAGUUUUCAAUAGUAUUCUUAAAUGUGUCUGUCGUUUGACAUUUUAUUUAAAAAAGACCAUUGAAGAAGGCAGCAAAGUGAGCACAAGUCAACAGAGGGGGUACCAGUUUACAGCAUAAACCCAACAGCGUGCAGAGAAAUAGUUGUGUUGUCUUCCCUAUAUAAAAGUCUUCUAUCCUUACAAAAAAAAAGUGCUGAACAAUUGAAGGGUUUUGUGAUUAUGAUAUAUGUAUAACUUGACACCAAGUGACAUAAUAAAGUGAUAUACAAUUUGUGUAUUGCAUGCUCUGUAAACGUGUACAAUUUUUAUACGAACUAGACAACCGGUAAUCAACCAUGUGUAAUGAUAUAUGAUAACGAAAUAAAAUCAUAAAUAUAC